AUGACAGCUCUAAGUAAUAUUCUAGGAAAUAUAUGGAAAAGAGGUGAGGACUUCUGCUGUUUGUGUUUUAGUUCUGAUGUUGAAGGGCUUGUUCACGUUGAAGAUGAGGUUUUCAUCUCGAUCAAAGCCACUCAAAGCUUAGUACCAAUUUUUGAAAUUCUGUGCGGUGUCUUUAGCAAUGAGAUUAUCAACUAUAUAUUUACAUUCAAACAUGUAUGCAAAUUGUGCAUUCAAUCUUCUAUAAAUAGCUACAUCUUUAUUAGAACAAGUAAAUCUAAUUCGGAACUGUUAACUAAUACUGUUAAUAGCCUUAUAAGUAGUUUGGAAAAUACAGGAAGUGAAAUUGAAAAUUGUAAAACAUUAUUUGUAUCAUUGAAUACAGCAGAUUUUACUAGCAAGCAAUUUUAUGAUAUUGGAAAGCAUAUAACUAGUAUAUCUAUGGCUCGUAAAAGAUAUAACAAAUUAAAUUCACUACACGUAAAAUCUGAAAAAUUAGGCUUGAUACAGUUAUUAAAUAGUGAACCAAAGUUACAUGGUAAUUGUAUAAUUCCAAUCAGCACUAAAGAUAUGCUUGCAGACAAUAACUAUUCAAUAAUAAGAUGCAAAGAGUGUCUUAAAGCAUUUAAUUCAACUUUAAACCUUAGGAACCAUUUUGUAAGGGUACAUGCACCAAAAACAUACAAAUGCACCGAGUGCACAAAAACAUUCGGCUCACCGUCAUGUGUUGAAACACAUAUAUCUGAAAAACACUGUAAUAUUAUAUGCAGUGAAUGUGGAAAAUGUUUUACGAAUAAACAAUCAUUUAAAUAUCAUGAGUUGAGUCAUUUUAUGAAGGUUGUGUGUCAAGAUUGUGGUAGAGUGUAUAAAAGUAAAUCCACAUACAAAAAGCACAAAGAAUUGAAUGUUUGCGAGAGAGAAACUAGAGCCUCUCCAGCAAAUGCGAGGUAUACAUGUGACUAUUGUAAUAAAAAGUAUACUCAAAAAGUAUCAUUACGCGUGCACAUACAAUAUGAACAUGGUGAUUAUAAAUAUCAUGUUUGCAACUUGUGUAAUAAGAAAUUCUGGGCUCAGAGUAGGUUAAAAGCUCAUAUGGUGAAACAUACCAAGGAGAAAAACUUUGCAUGCACAUUGUGUGAUGGUAAAUUUGUGACAAAAGAAGCUUUAUUGUAUCAUACUCGUAUCCAUACUGGUGAAAAACCUUAUGAAUGCAUUGGUUGCAAUGCCAGAUUCCUUUCUGCAUCACGGAGAACUGAUCAUUUCAAACGACAUCAUACAAAUGCUACAUUACAAUGUGAGGUGUGUGGCAGUAAAUUCAACUCUCAAAAUUAUCUUCAGAAACAUAAAAAGACUCAUUUUAACACUGUUGUUAUUGGCCAUUCUGAGUCUAACAGUGGUCCAAAUAUAACACCCUAUAAAGAUAAAAUUGAUUUUAGAAAGUUUACACAGGAAUUUAGGAUUUCCAAUGAAAUUGACAGUGAACAUGAAAUCUAUCUUGAAUUUUCCAAUGAUGAAGACGGUUAA
Molecule: messenger RNA, 1521 nt
Organism: Diatraea saccharalis (sugarcane borer)
Lineage: Eukaryota; Metazoa; Arthropoda; Insecta; Lepidoptera; Crambidae
Source: the annotation of a GenBank genome assembly